Molecule: messenger RNA, 1563 nt
Organism: Candidozyma auris
Lineage: Eukaryota; Fungi; Ascomycota; Pichiomycetes; Serinales; Metschnikowiaceae
Product: putative metalloreductase
Exons: 1
Coding region: 1-1563 (520 amino acids)
Biological process (GO): iron ion transport; copper ion import; intracellular iron ion homeostasis
Cellular component (GO): plasma membrane
Molecular function (GO): ferric-chelate reductase activity
Source: RefSeq, a predicted model, not a curated record
AUGGACCUCGGAGUUCGGCAUGCUGGCCACGGCCACGGCCACGGCGGAAGCCAUUUUGUCAAUGUCAAGUACGGCUACAUAAUCCUUGGCCUCUCCCUCGUCUAUGCCGCCUACGUGUCUGUGGCUCGCUACCUCUAUUUAAGAAAGUGGAACAAGCAGGCCAGAACGCCCACUGGGUUCCUUCGAGCAGCUGCCUUCGGCCACUUGGCCAUCCACGUUAUCGUUUGGAUCCUAAUUUUCACCGUUCUCUUGUUUAUGAACGUUCAUAAUCUUUCCACGACGUAUUCGAUGGUGCUCAAACGUCUCGGAAGGCUAGCAUACUGUCUAGUUCCAUUAGACGCCGUUUUGGCGCUUCGUCCGGCUUUCCUCGGGCCCCACGCCUCGUACUUGCAGCAUCUUGGCUUGCACAAGUGGCUUCUGCGAUUGAUCCUUGUGGCCGUUGUCGCUCAUGGAAUUGGUUAUUCUGUCAAGUGGUUAAUAGAGCACAGGUUCUGGAACCGCACGUUGGCUUGGAGAAACUUUCUCGGAGUGGUGCCCUUUUGGAUGACGCUAGUGUUGUUGGUAGUGUCAUUGAGACCGGUGCGCCGCAAGAUCUACGGAUUGUUCUACAUUUGGCACAAUGUCACUGUGUUUGCAUUCACCGGGUUUAUGCUUUGGCACGCGAGACCAGGUGUGACGGAUAUUUUGGUGUUGGCUUUCUUGCUUUAUGGCAUUCAGAUCUUCCUACGCAUUCGUUACACAUUCAAGCUCGAGAAGGUCACCAUUUUUGAUACCGAGGAAUCUCUGUUGCGCUUGGUCAGGCUCCAGAAACCGCCCAAUUACCCAGUAGAAUGGGUCCCGGGUUCACAUUUGCGUUUCUCGUGGCGCCUCACAAAUUGGCGCUACUGGGUAUGGCCCUCGCAUCCUUUCUCGAUCUGUUCUUUGCCAAAUGACUCUACGGUCGAUUUGGUAGUCAAAAAAGGGCUUAGGUUCGAGAUAUUCCUGUCGCUAGAGUACUCAAUGACAAGUCCCUACUCACUGGUUCCGCCUCCUUUGUUUGAUACCGCAGACAACGUGCAUGUCAUUUGCGGGGGCUCAGGUAUUUCCUUGGGAGUGCCAGUGUACAGAUACUUUAAAAAGAAUUCUUCAGUGCUUGCGAAUAUGACGUGGUGUGUUCGUAACGCCAGCGACACAUUUGUGCUUUCUGAGCUUGGCAUUUCUCAUCCAGUCGACGUUUUUGUUACGAAAGGGGAGCUGAGCUCAACCAUGUUUGUUAACAACGGCAGUGAGGAAGACUAUGGCCUCUUGAACUCCAAAGGUGAUGACUUGGAGCUCGAGUCGUUGAACUUGGAAGAAACAGACUCUACCAACCCGUUUGCUGAUGAGUCCAAAAAGCUGCAAGAUGUUGUAAACUUCAAAAGGGGCAGGCCCCUCUUUGACGAAAUUUUCAGCCAAUUUAGAGAAACUGAUGAACCUAGGAACAAGUGGAUUGUGGUGUGUGGCCCUUCUUCGCUCAUAAACACAGUGAAGAAGUGGGGCAAGCUUCAUCAGGUGCAAGUCUUUGAAGAAGUGUACGAUAUGUAA